This is a messenger RNA of Penicillium malachiteum, 1641 nucleotides long. RefSeq names its product amidohydrolase. Lineage: Eukaryota; Fungi; Ascomycota; Eurotiomycetes; Eurotiales; Aspergillaceae. The coding region runs from base 1 to 1641 and encodes 546 amino acids. The record is from RefSeq and is a predicted model, not a curated record. The transcript has a single exon. Gene Ontology annotation, molecular function: hydrolase activity, acting on carbon-nitrogen (but not peptide) bonds.
AUGACUACCACGGUCUUCACUAAUGGACGUAUCUUCUGUCCAACUGAUUCUAGCGAUGAGUUUGCCACGGCAAUCGUCAUUUCGGGUGAUCGCAUUGAAUAUGUGGGGGGUGAGAAAGAUGAGGUCGUGCUGCAGGCAUCACACUCAGCUACUCUGGUGGACUUGAACGGAAAACUAGUCCUUCCAGGCUUCAUUGAUGCCCAUGUUCACAUUCUCAAUUUUGGCCUUUCCUUACAAAAGCUCGAUCUAAUGCACUGUAAGUCCCUGUCAGAAAUUCAGAAAAAUAUCCGGGAUUACGGGACUGCAAAUCCUCUAGAGCCACGGAUAUUGUGCCGUGGGUGGUCCCAAUCCACGACCGAAGGUCAGACUCACGCCUCUGCAAUUGAUGAGCUUGACCCCCGACCCAUUUAUAUCGAGGCCCUGGAUCUUCACUCUACAUGGUGCAACAGUGCAGCGCUUGAGGAACUUCAAGUAGAGGAAAUCGAUGAUCCACCCGGCGGCCGAAUUCAUCGAAACGCAGACGGUCGGCCCUCGGGAGUGCUUGACGAAGCAGCCCAAUUCAAUAUUGUAUGGCCAUUUCUGGAUAAAGUGGCUUCUGUGGAAAAGAAGAUGACGGCUAUUGAUGCAGCAUUCACUGCCCAUCGACAGGCUGGCUAUACAGGUCUUGUGGAUAUGGCGAUGGAUGAGAACAACUGGGCAGCGUUGGAGAUGUAUCGCAGUCAGCAUGGCGAGCCUCCUUUCCACAUCGCAGCGCAUUGGCUAAUUCCUUACUCUCGCGACGAUUCGGAAAUAUGCGAUCAUAUUGAUCGUGCGAUUUCUAUGCAUCGCCAAUUUAAUCGCCAGAACUCGCCAUUGUUCUGUAUCAAUGGAAUAAAACUGAUUUGCGAUGGUACAGUCGAUGGCUGUACAGCAGGCCUUUUGCAACCAUAUGGUGGCUGUUCAGAUUUGACCGAUCCUAUCUGGCCCAAAGAAGCACUUUCAUUGGCGAUUAAUCAGGCCACGGAUGCUGGUCUUCAGUGUGCCCUGCAUGCGAUUGGAGAUCGCACAGUCCAGGAUGCAAUCGAUUGUUUAUCUCAGUUACCAUCCCUUCGAGAAUGUCGACACCGAAUCGAGCAUCUUGAACUCACCACUGAGGAAGAUGCUAAACGACUAGGCGAUCUUGGAAUCGUCGCAUCAGUGCAGCCAGUACAUUCUGAUCCAGCGACUUUUGAUUCAUGGCCUUCUCUUAUCGGUCCUGAUCGCUGUAAAAGAGCCUUUGCUUAUCGUGAGUUUUUUGAUGGUGGUGCAACCCUAGCCUUUGGCACCGAUGCCCCCACCGCGAAGCAUUUACCCCUUCCUAACCUCUUCAACGCGACCACGCGCCGCUCCGCCCUCGAUCCCGACAUGCAGGAGACCGUCAAUCCGGAAUUUGCUCUCCCGUUAGCCACGGCUGUUUCAGCUGCUACAUCAGGAGCCGCGUUUGCAUCUUUCUCCGACUCAUUCACCGGGCGGCUACAGGCUGGUCUACAAGCUGAUUUGGCGAUGCUUGACAUGCACUGGUCACCAGAACAGUUACUCGAGGCAAGGGUCUGUCAAACAUGGUACAGAGGAAGGAAGGUCUUUGACAUCGAUAAACAGGAAGUAACUUAUGAUUCAGAAUGA